This is a messenger RNA of Phyllopteryx taeniolatus (common seadragon), 1130 nucleotides long. RefSeq names its product ubiquitin-conjugating enzyme E2Nb (gene ube2nb). The coding region runs from base 323 to 781 and encodes 152 amino acids. NCBI's taxonomy places the organism in Eukaryota, Metazoa, Chordata, Actinopteri, Syngnathiformes, Syngnathidae. The transcript has 5 exons. The record is from RefSeq and is a predicted model, not a curated record.
UGGUGGGCCCCGCCCCGGCAGCUCGCUAGCUCGCUCAGUCCAUCCAGCCUGCCGAAGAGAAGGCGACUGCACGGCUAAUAAUAUCCCCCAAAAAAGCCAACACAAGAUGGCCGGUUUGCCUCGUAGGAUUGUCAAGACCUUGACUGGAAUCUUCUGUCACGCUGCUGUUUGCUGUCAAGCUGGUGGCCAACGCUAGCCGUUGGUGCCUUACCAAGAGCACGGUGUUACAAAGAUAAUGCAGAUAAAUGCAAAUAAGUGUGUUUUUCAACAAAUAGUUUAUAUUGUGUUCUACAGGAAACAAUGUUAGUAGGAGUCUUCAUAAAUGGAGACGCUGCGGCUGAUGCAAGAGCCCGUACCCGGCAUCACGGCGACGCCUGACGAAGGCAACGCGCGCUACUUCCACGUAUACAUCGGGGGACCCAAAGACUCUCCGUUUGAAGGAGGCACUUUUAAACUUGAACUAUUUCUCCCAGAGGAGUACCCCAUGGCAGCCCCCAAAGUGCGAUUCAUGACCAGAAUUUACCACCCGAACGUCGACCGACUGGGGAGAAUAUGUUUAGACAUUUUGAAAGAGAAGUGGUCUCCGGCCCUGCAAAUCCGCACCGUGUUGCUCUCCAUCCAGGCAUUAUUAAGCGCUCCCAAUCCCGACGACCCCCUGGCAAACGAUGUCGCUGAGCAGUGGAAGAAGAGCGAAAGCACCGCCAUAGAGACAGCCCGAACAUGGACCAAGCUGUACGCAAACUCCAACAACGAGCGUCACAGUAGCAGCACUGGCGUCUGAAUGUGAUCCGCGAUGUGUACUCCAUUACUGUCAAUGUUUGAAUUUGACAGACAAAAUCAGAUUAUAAAUCCACAUCUAUUUGAAAGAAAUCUACUGUUGCAGACCUUUGGGGUGACUUUUUUUGUUUUCCUUUUUAAGAUGUGUUUAAUGGUUGUGAGCCUUUUUUUCCCCCCUCUCCCUUUCCACGCUUCCCCUGUGUUGCUAUUUAAAUGCAUGGACAGAGAAUGACACCCUCCUCACUACAGUCUUAAGACGAAUAAUGUGUUCAUAUACAGUAUCAUGGAAGAGCCAGGCGCACACUGGUAUGAAAUCCUCAUGCAUUAAAGCUGUCCUACUUUUAAUACAUGCA